Molecule: messenger RNA, 8948 nt
Organism: Podarcis muralis (Common wall lizard)
Lineage: Eukaryota; Metazoa; Chordata; Lepidosauria; Squamata; Lacertidae
Gene: ZDBF2
Product: zinc finger DBF-type containing 2
Biological process (GO): genomic imprinting
Molecular function (GO): nucleic acid binding; zinc ion binding
Source: RefSeq, a predicted model, not a curated record
ACAGAUUAAUUUCCAAUUUAAUAUAUCCUUAGAUGUUGAAUUCCCACCGGUCGUUCCAUGGUGUUUUUAAUGCCCGCCCUUUCCUACAAAGAGAUCUUCUCUAUUACACAACCUGAUAAUCAUUAUUAUAAUCUUUCUUCCGUUGAUUAAACCUCAAAAAAAGAGCUGCACUCUUAAAAAAGUUCGUCUCAAUCUUUUACUUUACUGUUUUCAUAUAAUUUUACUUUUAAAAGCCAUCUUUAAUCAAAACUCUUUUUCCUCCCCCUUCGUUCCGGGUGCAAAGAUCUAGUUGCAAGUUAUUGCAUCCCCUUUGGAACCUCCCUCUCAACGGUUGUUAGCAUGUUGGGAAUCUUCCUUAUUACUUUCUAACUUAGCAUCACUGCCCCCGACAUUCCACCCGAAUCCACAGCAAGUCCUUACAUUCCAGUCAUCCCCAACAUUCUUCUCUAUAAAACUGCUUGGCUUUCUCUUAAUUUUGGUAGAUCAGAUCCGUAAGUCCAGCCACAGUCCUUCCGGGUCAGAUUCCAUUUUGCAUUUCUCAUUCAACCAGACAAAACGAGUUUAUGUUUACAUUCCUCACUUCCUAACUCCCACCCAACAGUCUCUUCCACUGGGAUUUUUCCUGUUAAAACUGUUCUAGCAAAGUUAUUGAAGUUUUUACAUUAUAAAAGUUGCAUUGUAUCCAAAUGUUUUGUUUUGAUGCUCCUUGUUGCAACUUAAUCUUGAUGCUCUUUACCCUCUGACGACAACAGGGAAGGCUGUCAAUGACAAUGAAAGACGAAUCCUACUCAGCAAACAACUUUUUACGUGAGAGAUAGUGUUUGAAUCCUGCUCUUCAAGUGGAUGUGAAGGACAGCAAGAAGGAUGUUUGAUCGAAAUAAACAAGCCGAUGAAGCCUCUGCUGCUUCAGCACAAGAUAUAGAAAGAAGAGGUAAUGAAGGCUCCUUGCAACCGGAGAGAGGUAGCAGCUCGCAAGCACCAGAGCUGGCUGGGCCUGGAGUACCUGUCGUACAGAACAGGCAAGGCUAUUGCAACUGUUGCCAUGUACACUACAGUAAUCUUGAACAGCACGUGUACAGUACCCAGCACAGGCACUUUGCCACUUACUGCAGGAAUCGUACGGGCACAACUAGCCUGAUGGAGCGUUUCCUGCAAGAUGUUUUGCGGCACCAUCCCUAUAGAUACCAUGAUAACAGACCGACUCACGACGACAUACCUAUCGGCAGCUCCCAACCUCUUCCCAGGAAUGAGGCUCUUUUGCCGGUGGAAGUGCUGGAGAAGGAAAGUGCCAUUAGCAAGGGAGAAGAACCGAGCACCAACAGUGCAUUGACUGCAGAGUCAGGCUGCUUCACUUCCCAGAGGUCACACGAGGAACUGAAGGAGGCUCCUGGGCCAGUCACACUUCUCCAUACGCUAGAAGAAAGGGGGAAAGUGCACAGCCAAGGAACUUCGCAGCAAACUAUAGACAUCUCUAGCAGUACAAGAAAUCAUGUUGCAGCAGAUGGAAUUCCGACUGAAAGUAGUAGCCAUAAAACCCCACUUGCAGCAGUGAACCACUUACCCUGUCCAUCAUCCAUUAGCCACUCACCACCCCCUCCAACGCUUGCAAAAAAUGUGAGGCAUUCAGCAAUACCAGAUUUGGCUUCACAGAACAGGUGCGAGCAAACCAAGCAGAGCAUAUGCAAUCAAGAUGGAUUACUGAUUCCAAAUUUGAGCCCCGUUUUGCAGUCUCCCCAAAGAACUGUUUCACAUUCACAAGAUGGAUUACCGAUUCCAAAUUUGAGCCCCGUUUUGCAGUCUCCCCCAAGAACUGUUUCACAUUCACAAGAUGGAUUAUCGAUUCCAAAUUUGAGCCCCGUUUUGCAGUUUCCCCCAAGAACUGUUUCACAUUCACAAGAUGGAUUACCGAUUCCAAAUUUGAGCCCCGUUUUGCAGUCUCCCCCAAGAACUGUUUCCCAUUCACAAGAGAGUCCUGUGUGUAAUCAAGGCAACUCUUUAAUCUCAGGUCAGGUUUUUUUAAAACAAGGUGGCUUACAGGCUCAGGAUGAAACUCAGAUCGCCGACUUCUGUCUCUCGGACACCAGCAACCCUGUGGGUACCGGUAACUCGCUGAGUUUUCAAACAGUUCCCCAGUUUUCAGGGGGGAAAGAAAACCAGCUGAGCGGAAGCGCGGAAACUUCUGUAGAUGAAAUCAUUGACAAAGUCAUUCUGAGACACUGCUGUGAAACUUCUCCCAAAGAGUCGCCUCUCAGAGACGAAGAGACGGACCCAUGCGUAAAUAUCCUGUCGCUUCUGGACCACAACAGUGUUCAUGGAUCCGAUGUAAGCUUUGAUUGUGAUGCAAAUGCUCAGUCAGGAGGACACCUGCCUAAGGCAGCUGUUAAAAAUCUAGAAUUGCUCAAAGAGGUUCAAGUAAAUUUACAAGAUGAGAAGUAUGGCUCCCAGCUCAGUUCCAUUCUUCAAAAUAACUCUGUGCAGCAGACAACAGAAGCAGAACCAGAACCAGAUGUGUCCAUUCAUCAUCAAGAACCAGUUCUCCCAGCUUUGCCCCAUGUGCCUCCUUCCUUUGUAGGAAAGACGUGGUCCCAGAUCAUGUACGAAGAUGAUAUGAAAAUUGAAGCCCUUGUGCGGGAUUUCAGGGAAGGUCGCUUCCGCUGCCACUUUAAUUCCAAGUCCUUGGCUAAUGGUGCAACAACAAGGAAGAAGAAGGAAGAAGAAGAAGAAGAAAGGAAAAUCAGUGCAAUUGCAGCGGAGGAAUUGGAGGCUGUGUCGGAUAAAGGCCUUCCGGAAUUUGACUCUGACUUCAACAACUCUCCUGCUGCCUCAGAAACACAACACAUUCCAGAAACAGUAAAGAAGCCUCAAAAAAGGACUUGGCGCCUUGCCUCAAGAUGCCAAGUAGUCAAGGUUAGCCGUGGCACACAAACUAGCUUGCUGAACUAUCCCAUAGUGAAACACAAAACCAUUAGAAGGGACCAUGAGCAGCCAGAUCCGAAAGGUUACUUUGUAUGGUCAGAAAAUGAGAAGACACCCACCAUGAAAACUAGACUCUGUGCCCUCAAGCUUCCUGAGUCUUACACCAAAAUUCUGAACCCUUUACAGCCCCAAACCACAGUCUAUGUUCUUUCCUGUCCAGAGAUGAAAUUGUCUUGGAGCAGCGCUGAAGACAUUCCCAAAAGGAGAAGAUGCUACAACUCCACAGAUAGUAAGGACUCCAUAAGGUACAAAUACAAACAGACUUCUAUUAAGUAUUAUGACCCACUGACGAACCGAGUUUUAAAAACUCCUCCCAGAAGUGUCGCUGGGGGAAAGGCAAAGAAGGCUUCACAUGUCCGGCAGCUAUUCAGGAGUCUCAGCCUUGAUGCAAACGGGAAGAAGCGAGCCGAUGCGCAGUAUGAAUGCAUAGCACCAAAGUCCUUCAAUUCGCCAGAUUUCAAUGGUUCGUCAACACCUCUCGCGUUGGAUCCAGUUAAGGAGAAAGAUAAGAAUUCAAGUCAUAAGACGGAUGACUCUUCUGUUUCCCCGGAGAAGUCUGAGUGUCUGGUAUGUAGCAGUUCAGAGAAAUCCUAUAAGCACCUAGUUCUUUCACCACUGAACUCCCACCGAUCCCAGCGGGACGGUGACUUUAGGUUAACUCCCUUCAAUAGGCAGAGGAGAAAGGACAGUAGUCGAGAGCCAGGGUUUUCCAAAAAAGCUGCAGGACUAGCCAUUGUAAGGCGUUGCCUCAUUCGGAGAGGGAUCCGGAAGCAGCCACCCAGGACUACAACUCAGGCAAGGGAGGGGAGGAUGAGAAAGAUUUAUUGUGCUGCAAAAUCCUCUGGCUUGUCCAUUUCCAGGCAUCAAACAAAGAAAGCUACUGUAGCAAAGCACCUUAAGAAAGAAAAGCUUGAUGCUAAAAAGUUAAAGGUGACAAGCAAACCCAAGGGGACACUUUUGAAUGACGCAGCCAUUGUGGGCGUGGACAUUUCUGAAGAGAGGCAGGGAACCACUCAAGGGCUUCUUCCAAAGUAAAAAAUAAAGGAAGUUACUGGAGGCAAGAAUCUGCUUUGCACUGUGAAGUGUUCCCCAAACCACACCGACAUGGAUGUUGAUUUUCCCUACUAAGAGGCACUCAAGAACAGGCCGAAGAGGUGGAAAGUGGGAGGGCUUUUCAGAAACCUUUUGCUGCGCCAGAGCUAGAAACUGAACAAGUUCAAGGUCCGACAACAAGCCAACAUACCUACAAACUGUUCACGUUGCUGCUCUGGUGGCAUGCUGCACAUUGCACUGUUCUAUUAUGUAAAAGUUACAAAAAUAAUAAUAAUGUGUAUUUGUUUGUUUGAAAGCACUAAAAGGCCCUGUUUAAUAGGCUCCCUUGCAUCUUUGCCACAGCAGAGAAAUAUUGAACUUGAGUUGUACAUUAUUCUACCUGAAGGGAAUGUAGUGCACUAAGUUUCGGAAGUGAAUACAUUUGCCUUGUACAUAAGACUCAGCUUUUCAUACCUAGCUGACGAGAAACCCACCAAAACUUUACUCCACAAUGGCUUGCGUCCCUUGAGCAGAAGACAUCCCUUGCAUGUGUGCGCGAGGAUCACCGGUCCUCCCCCCUUCCUUGUCUACAGCUCUACACAGGCACCCUGCUGCUCUGGAGGAUCCCCAAACAUCUGGAGUCAGUUUGGGGGGGGGGACUGCAGUUGGGAAAUUGGACACCCUCAUGACGUUAGCAGAAGUGCCUUCAGCUUGUAAUGUAUGGUCUUUGGAUCCAAGCCCAAGAGCUAGGAUCAAAAAAUUAAACGGAAUUGUAUUUCAGUGUAAUCUGUGACAAGCCAUAUAACACAGGGGGGGAAAUCAGUGAGACUUGUCACAGUAGGACCUGCAUACUCCAAAGUAAAUUCCCGUUGUUUUCAGUGGGGCUUAUUCUCAGGUAAGUAUGCAUAUAGGAUUUUGCUGUCCUGGACUAAGCGCACUUUCCUCGGGGUAAUUCCCACUGAACACAACGGGACUUGCUUCUGAGUAAGCAUGCACGGGAUUACACUAAAUUAUGGGAAGAAGUAUAAGACUAAGUAGAAGGUUUGCGAAAUUACUCUCUAACCCACCCACCCCAUUGUGUUGGUUUUAUCUCUGCUGAUGUGCACUCGUUCGUGCUGUCCCCCCCUCCCCACCUCUACCCCUUUGAAAGCAGAUUAAUCUACGGCUUCCAAGGGCCACACAGAACCGUUCAUCCAGAAUGCUGCACACCAGCAAUAUUUCUGUCCCCUCAUUGAAAUUAAAACUACACAGGGAUUUUAGAAUGGAAUAGAUCUCUUAUGCCUGGUUUCUCUGUCACCCCACAGCAUAGUUGUGAAAAUAUUGGGAAUGAAUUAAAAUAAAGCUGCCGCAGACAAAAGUUCUGAAAGAUGCUAUUUCGCAUUUUAAGUCCAAACAGAUCUACAGAUAUUGGUUGAGGAAGAAACGUAGGUUUGCCUAAGAAAAUAAUGGACAGGGAUUUUUGUUUGGCUUUUAUUUCAUUUAAAAGCUUUUUUUAAAAAAAGUGCAUAUCCCUGGAGAUAGAGAGUUAAAUCCAGUAGUGUCCUUCCACCUGUGGGACAGACAGAAUUGAUGAAACAGAUUCCCCCCAGAUCUGCUUAGGUGUGCUGCAGAAAUUUGUCCCAGAAGGUUGGUGGAUAUUCCAGAGCAGGGUUGUGUUUGUGUGUGUGUUGCUUGGGAGGUGGAGAGGAAGUCAAAGCCUCACAUGGCAUUGAAUGCUGCUCUUAGGCUAUUGUGGUUAUGCAAAACAUUUUUUUAGAUUAGCUUCACUUCUCUACAUAUGACCCACCUGGAUUUGUUUUAGUCGAUAAGUCUGUUUUCUGGGAAGAGACUUUCCAAGCGGGAAUUGACAUGAGACUGAAUGUUGACGCUGUCUUUGACACCCCUGGCUGUUAGGACAUUGUUUCCAUGUGAAGUACAGCACCCUGUUCAGUAUUAGUGCCUCAGUCAUUUGAUAAUUCUGACUAACAGAAAAGUAAUUUUUAAAACAGAAGUUCUUUCACUGAUAAUUUUUAUAACAAAGUUACUUUAUAAAUAAAAAAAGCUUAUAAUGCAAAGGUUUCUUUUUCAAAGUCAAGUUUAUGUGUUAAACCAAGUUUUACGGUUAUCACUUACAAAUUUCAAGUUAGCCUAGUUUUAUUGAUAAGAGUGUCCUUUCUACCUAAUGUGCCAAUUUGGUUUUUUUAAAAAAACAAAAUGAUGUAUGAAUACAGGUAUACAUAGUUCUGUUUGUUCAUAACAUUUUAUUAACUUUUUGUUUUUAAUGCAUUGGGUUGAUUUUGACUAUCACUGAAGAGUUCCACAUAUUCGUAAGUUGUGCUCUUCUACGACACUCAUUUUUCCUCACAACCUCAAGCAAGAUGCACUGGGCAGAGUUUAUCUAACUUCUAAAACUUUUGAAUAUUUGCAUGACUUUCCUUUGUAAAUAGGGUCUUCAACCAGAGCAAUUUUUUUAAAAAAGAAAAUGGCUAUAUUUAAGGAAUUUUUUCCAGUAACGAUAUAUUUUUUCUUUAAAAACAGAAUGAAGAUUAACAUCUUAUUUUUUGUAAGGUAAAGGGCUUAGAGUGUAAGUCUCGGGAAAGCUGUUCAAUGUUUAAAAACAUCUAUGGUUCUUACAUGUGUAUAUGCCUCCCCCAUGUCUGUUAAAAUAUCUCUAUGUAUGCUUGAUGUACAUGAAAGUUGGGGUGACCAUGACAUUUUGGUUAUGGAUUCAUUUUAUCCAUUAAGUGGAUUUUAUGUGUAUGUGUUUAACUUAUUAUUCUCCAGCCUAGGCACAUGGAGUAGAGCAAACUCAACAAUUUGAAUAGAUCGCUCAGAAUCCAAAGACAUGCUGGCUAAGCAUUUUCUCUUGAAUAUAUCUAUUUUCAGUUCUAAAGGUGAGCCCAGAUUUCAGUUCAAGUUCUGAUGAGGACUGUCAGGUUUCAGGUUUCAAGAUGUGAAAGUUUUACGCAGCUCCUUAGGGAAGAGAAAAAUCUCAGGUUGAAAGCUCUGGAUAAAAAACGCAAGCUGUUUUCUUCUUGGCUUAUGACAUCACUCUCCCCAUCCCACACCUGUCACAGGUCCACCUGGCUCGUCCACCAGACACUUCCCUUCCCUUCCCAGGUGCCGUUCCCUUUCCCAACCCAACCCAAUGCCAGUUCUGCCAGGCCCUUCAUCUCUGGACCUGAGUCACAGAAGAUCAGGCAAUGUAUCAUGAGACUGCAGGUCUUUCCGCUGGCAGCAGCUUUUAGAGGCCUUGGAGCGAGUGCUGUGAGAUGAAAAUGGAGGACAGCUGGCUCAGGAGUCCUAGUGGGCAUGCGAAAGCUUCCCUUUGUAUAUUGGCCAUAAAAAUUAAAUGAGCAACGUUUUUGAAACGGGGAGGGAAGCUGCUAAGGAAACGUGUGUGUGAUAAAUAUUUUAUCACCGCUUCCUGAGAAAUUGUGUUAAAUGUCAGAAUCAAGGUUUUAAGAGGAAUCCCUAGGAAGUUUGGGCGGAAUUAUGAUGCGUGAAAAACUUACUUCCCCGAAGCACUGCCACUAGUUCCAAGACCCACCCUGGCCGUAAUGGCUUUCCAGAUUUCACUGUCUUGACAGUAAACGUUCCCCUAUGCUAUGUGUCAUUUAGUUGGGAAGAGGCUACGGUAGCAAAAUCUUGUCUGGUGAUCUCUUUGUACUCAAGUCUGCAGAGAGAACCUUGAAUGUUUGAGGUCACUUGCCACCGAGACAAAUGUGGGAGCAAAAUAAAACCUGCAGGGAUAAUAGAAAUACUGGUACACUUCCAAAAUAAGUGCAGUAGAUGGCGGAUCCAGAGAGGUGAAAGUCCAUAUUUGUUGCAGUAAUGUCAUGAUUCUCAUGCUGUGCUAUCAGAGUUGCAGCAAGAGAUCUUUCGGGCAGAUUUAAUAUGCAAUUACUGCAGAUCUCUGGAUACAACCAGCUCCCCACCCCAGCACCCCCAAUCAUGUUGAAAAACAAAUGUUCUUUAUGAGAGUUGAGAAAUCCCUGCUUCCUCCAACAUUUACAAUAAAGGUUCCCUCUUCCUCUCCAGUGAUGUUUUAAUGUACUACUAACCUUCCUUGUUUUAUUACCCCCCUUUCAUUUCUUUUGUCCAAAUUUGCCUCUUGUGUUCACUAUUAAAAGUGUUAAGACUUUUUUUUGUGUGUGUGUGUGGGUAGGUUAAACCUUUAUUCUGAAUUUUGGUGCAAAAGAUUUCUCGGAACAAAGUACAUUAGCAGUAUUGCCAGUUGUAGCUAAAUUUCACUGUACUGAGCACAGGAGUUGGAGCUCAAUUCUUUCCUGCUUGGGAUUUCUGUUUAUUGCAAGAGAACCCAUCUGUGCACAUAUAUGUAGAUGUUUAGCAUUUCCAACUCAGGUACUUUGGUACCAAACUUUUAAAUGAAGAUAGCGAAAUAUAUUUUGGGUUGAGGGUCCCAGGCUGUGAAACUUGUUUAGUUUCCCAUAUUUCAACAUGUGCUCAAUGGGGUACUUCCUAAAGAUUACUGGGGUUGCCAAAUUCAGUCUUUUACUGCAAUCACCUAUAGACAGAGAAGAAGGAUAAAACCUUACUUUCAGGAUCUUCAAUUUCACACUUAAUUAAAAGCAACUUCAUGGGAUCAUUAGGAGUCCUUUUUUCCACUGCUCCAAUAAACAGGACCGUCUAAACAACUAAUUGUUCCAGACUGUAAUAUGAUUGCUAACUUUUGAACGCUAAUUGAUAAAAGAUAGGCUGGAUAUUUAAAAGUACCUGAUUCGUAGGGUAAGCUGAACUUCACAUUUUAUAUGAAAAGUUGGUUUGCUUCAAGUCAUACAUUUGUCUCACUGAUAAGCAAGCAAGCAUAUGCAGAAUCAAAGGUUAUUAUUUCCCCUUUACUUGUAAUAGUUUACUGUUCUUGUUCAUUUCUUUCACAAAAUCUGGAAGAAAAAUCAUUUUUCUUUGAAUAAAAUAAAGAUCAAAGUUGGUAUUGUGUA